Pezoporus flaviventris is the source of this 4602-nucleotide messenger RNA. It is a transcript of the gene PGR, whose product is annotated as progesterone receptor. The transcript is spliced from 8 exons. Gene Ontology annotation, molecular function: nuclear steroid receptor activity; steroid binding; DNA-binding transcription factor activity. Gene Ontology annotation, biological process: regulation of DNA-templated transcription; steroid hormone receptor signaling pathway. The coding region runs from base 166 to 2457 and encodes 763 amino acids. Gene Ontology annotation, cellular component: nucleus. The record is from RefSeq and is a predicted model, not a curated record. NCBI's taxonomy places the organism in Eukaryota, Metazoa, Chordata, Aves, Psittaciformes, Psittacidae.
CGGUGCCGUUUCACUCCCCUCCCGGCGGCUGAGCCUUCCCCCAGAAGGCAGAGCCAUGUGAGAGGGACCCGCGCCGCCUCCGCCGGUACGUCCGGGAUGUGAACAGCCGCGCGGCCGCCCCUGGGGCAGGAGUCACGCCGGCGUCCAGCCCUGCCCCGGGCCAGCAUGACCGAGGUUAAAGCCAAGGAACCCCGGCCACCGCCGCCGGCCAGAGACGGGGCGGUCCUGCUGCAGGGCCAGCCCGGCCGAGACUCCUUCCGCAGGGAAGCGGAGGCCAUCGACAUCUCCCUAGACGGACUGAUCUACCCCAAGAACAGCGACGAGGAAGAAGAGGAGGAGGAGGAAGAGGACGAGCCGGGGCAGCAGCAGCAACAGCAGCCGGACGAGGAGCAGGACCGGGACUCCCUCUCCUACCGUCCGGCGAGCGGUUCUCUCUCGGACACGGUUCUGGACACCUUCCUGGUGCCCACAGCUGAUGCCAGCUCCGCCGUGCCCUCGGCGCCCUGGUCAUUCUUCGGGGCUGAGGCGGCGGAGGCACCCGACGACGCCAUGAACCGCUGCCCCUCGCAGAAAGCGGGCGAAGCCGCCCCAGGACCGCCUGCCCCCUCGCAACCCCCUCCGCGGCCCGUCCCUCUCUGGCCUGCCGACGAACCGCUGACGGCCGCCGCAAAACCGCGUCCAUCGGGCCCGGGGGGCGGUGCGGAGGGCCCCGGUGCGGCUCCUAAGGGCGAUGCGCGAGGUGGGGACGCGGGUCAGGAGUACCUGCACGUACCUCUACUGCCGCUCAACUCGGCCUAUCUGGCCUCGCGCACGCGGCAGCUGCUGGACGUGGCGGAGUUCGACGGCGCCGCCGCGGUGCCGCGCUCGCCGCUGCCCGCCGUGGAUCUGCCGGGAUACAGUUACCCGCCGCCCGACGGCAAGGACGGGCACUUCGCAUACGGCGACUUCCAGCCGGCUCUGAAGAUCAAGGAGGAGGGGCUCGGCCUCCCCACCCCUUACCCGGGCGGCAGGGCUACCCCAGCCCCGGGCUGCGCUGACUUCCCGCAGUCCCCGCGGGCCGGGCCGGAGCCGUCGCUGGAGUGCGUCCUUUACAAGACGGAGCCCACCCUCCUCGCCGGGCCCUACGGGCCGCCGGCGGUGGUAGCGCCGCCCGACAGCCUGCCUUCCACCUCGGCCGCGCCGCCGGGCCUCUACCCGCCCCUGGGUCUCAACGGGCACCAGCCCCUGGGGUUCCCGGCGGCGGUGCUGAAGGAGGGCUUGCCCCAGCUGUGCCCGCCCUAUCUCGGCUACGUCCGGCCAGAUACAGAAACCAGCCAAAGUUCUCAAUACGGCUUUGAAUCGCUACCCCAGAAGAUUUGUCUCAUCUGCGGUGAUGAGGCUUCUGGUUGCCACUAUGGAGUACUCACCUGUGGGAGUUGUAAAGUCUUCUUUAAAAGGGCAAUGGAAGGGCAGCACAACUAUUUAUGUGCUGGAAGAAAUGACUGCAUAGUUGAUAAAAUUCGUCGGAAGAACUGUCCAGCAUGUCGCUUGAGGAAGUGCUGUCAAGCCGGUAUGGUCUUGGGAGGUCGAAAAUUUAAAAAGUUUAACAAAAUCAAGGUUGUGAGAGCAUUAGAUGCUGCACUCCAGCAGCCAGCGACCCUUCAAGAUGAAAGCCAGUCUCUUACCCAAAAGCUGUCCUUUUCUCCAAAUCAAGAAAUACAGUUUGUUCCCCCAAUGAUAAGUGUCUUAAGAGGCAUUGAGCCAGAAGUUGUCUAUGCAGGUUAUGACAAUACAAAACCUGAAACACCAAGUUCCUUGCUGACCAGUCUAAAUCAUCUUUGUGAGAGGCAACUUCUUUGUGUGGUCAAAUGGUCUAAAUUGCUACCAGGAUUUCGGAAUUUACAUAUCGAUGAUCAGAUAACCCUCAUCCAGUACUCAUGGAUGAGUCUAAUGGUUUUUGCAAUGGGAUGGAGAUCAUACAAACAUGUCAGUGGUCAGAUGUUGUAUUUUGCACCAGAUCUGAUUCUAAAUGAACAGAGGAUGAAAGAGUCAUCGUUCUAUUCCCUGUGCCUAUCCAUGUGGCAACUCCCACAGGAAUUUGUCAGACUUCAAGUUAGCCAAGAAGAGUUUCUGUGUAUGAAAGCGCUGUUACUCCUCAACACAAUUCCUUUGGAAGGUCUAAGAAGCCAAAGCCAAUUUGAUGAGAUGAGAACAAGUUAUAUUAGAGAACUGGUGAAAGCAAUUGGUUUGCGCCAGAAAGGCGUUGUGGCCAACUCGCAGCGUUUCUAUCAGCUUACAAAACUGAUGGAUUCCAUGCAUGAUCUAGUGAAACAGCUCCAUCUCUUCUGUCUGAACACAUUUCUCCAGUCCCGUGCACUGAGUGUUGAAUUCCCUGAGAUGAUGUCAGAGGUGAUUGCUGCCCAGCUACCCAAGAUUCUGGCAGGGAUGGUGAAGCCUCUUCUCUUUCACAAAAAGUGAAAUGUCUUUUCUCUUAUCAUAGAGAUGAUUUCUGGGUCAUUUUUUUGUUUGUUUAUUUUGGUCAAGAUUUUGCAAUGUCAAGACUUCAGUGUAUUUGUCACACUUAACUCUGCCUACUGCUUUAUACUUGUAACAUACACAAGCCGUUUAAGCUUGAUGUACAUAUUGUGCGUCCCUGAUUCCUUAACUGCAAAAACCACAACAGUCGUAAGAAAUGUUUUGUAAACUUGGCUAGGUUGCUUUUAAGAUAUGUAUAAGAGUGACAAUGAAUAGAGUUGUCAGAUUUCUAAGAACAGUUAUCUUAAACAUUUUUCUUACAUACUACACGCUCUCAAAUUUCUGAUACGACAUGGUGUGAACUUUUUACUUUAAUACACUGUGUGCAUGGCUGCAUGUGGGCAUGUGUAUAAUACAGGAUUUUGGAGGAUUAAAAAUAAAUAUUACCCACAUUUUCUCACAGAUAUUUCACUUUUUAUUAAUUAAUCUGACUCACAGAAAUAUCUUUUCAAAGUCAGCUGUCCGGGAUUACAUAGUUGUUGCUCACCUUCAUGAGUAACUAAAGUGUUAGGCACAAAGUAUCCAUUCAUACUCUUGUCUGUGCUCAUCCUGUGUUGAAACGCUGAGUUCAGUAUGCUGUUCGCUGCACCGUUCAGUGUCGCUCUCCUUCAAAAAUAGGAAAGCUUAGUAAAAUUUCAGUGUAUAUUACAACAGAAGUAAUGAGUGUGCAGACCUGCUAAGCUUUGGUUUAUGUUAUUUUCCUUUAAAGUUUAGCAUUUACUAAAGCUUAAUCACUUGGCUGUAAUCCUCAAUUCAUCAACUUCACAAUUCUGUAUUUCAGAAGCUUUAAGUAGAGAUGUCUUCACUGACUACAACUCUUAAUAAUCUUAAUGUUUUGAAUUCCAAUGCUGAAUACUCAAACAGCUAUUAACAUCAAAUUAUAGUGAGAUUAAGUGCAAAAAAGAAAUUGAAAAGAUGACAUUUUGAUACACAUCAGGCUCAUUUCAGUGCUGUUUAGUGGAGCUGCAUAUUUUAUAUUUUAAAGUCAUGCCACUAUAAUUGGGGUAACUCUAAAAGAGGAAUUAGACUAUGUUAGCUUUAUACAUUAAAGAAGAAUGUAAUGUUUUACCACAAAAAUAUUUGACUGAAAAAAAUGUGAUGUUUGUUUCUUUGAUGUGGAUAUAAAGCAGCUCAUGCAUUUAAGGCAGUAAAUUGUGUAUAUAUUCAAAAACCAGAGAAACAGAUAAAGCACAAGAACUUAUGAAUCUAUUAAAAUACAACAAAUUUUGCUAGUCAGUAAAAAUUAUACUGAAAUUCUCCAACAGUUUAGGAAAUCACAGAAUCACAGAAGGGUUGAGGUUGGAAGGGACCACUGGGAUUCAUCUAGUCUGACCUCUCUGCUAAAGCAGGGUUGCCUACAGCACAUUGCUGACUAUUGUGUCCACACAGGUGUGGAAUAUCUCUUAGGAAGGAGACUACACAACCUCUCUGGGCAAGCUAUUCCAGUGCUCAGUCACCUUCACAGUAAAGCUCUUCCUCGUGUUCAGGUGGAAUUUCCUGUGGUUUAGUUUAUGCAUGAAAUGGCAAGUCUUAGUUCAGUACUUGCUGGCCAUAUGGUUUUGCUCUUCUCCAUUCCAUGCUGGAUGCAUCCAUCGUGUGAUAGCAUAACGUUGAUGAUGUGUAGGUUCAUCUUCAUAGACGUAAUAUCCUUGUCACCUGAACGAAGUCCCAUGGGACAUAAGAUCAGAUCAGGGUGCUCCUCAUUAAAAGCGCAAGUGAUGUUGCUUGUUCAUAAAAUUUACAUUCUGUUCUUUAAAAAAGUGUGUACAAGUAACAACUAAAGGUAUAUCUAAAGGUAUCCUUACUGUUUGUUCUUUCCUAAAGCCAAUGAGGAAGAAGCUACAUUACAACUGGGGAUAAAAGUGUUUCUGAGAUUCCCACAUAAUAGUACAAAACCCACUGUAGUUGGUGUGAAGAUGUGGCCCUGGAUAAAAUGGUAUAAGCAUAACUUUGUGUUAGGUGACUAGGUUCAUCACUGCUAACUGCCCAAAGACAAACAAUUUAUUUCAUAUUCAAUACAAUCUGACUUCUAACUGUGAUCCUUAAAGCAAUUAUGUUUUAAUAAAUAACACAAAAAUCUUUAUUUCU